AUGGGGCUUUCUACGCCAGGGCCCGCCCACACCGUCGAGAGACAGCGUGAUUCCAGAAAUAGGGAAACCGAAAAAAACGAAAAACGAUGCGCCUCAUAUCUGUCCAAGCAGUCAGGAACGCCCCUCUUGCUCUCCAUCUCUCUUUCUCUCUCCCUCGCUCGCUCUCCUGGCCCCCUUUGGGUCUCUGCGACAGAUGGUGAUGCAUCAUCCCUCCGACCAAGCCUACCUGUGAAGCUCGUCUGCCAAUGCAAUCGUGGGACCGACUGUCACGAGCAGCGGCAUGUCUGUCCCUCCCUUGGGUUGCCCGCUGCACCACUGCUCUAGUGCUUUGCUGUGUCUCAAACGGAGUGCCUCCGGCGGGCCUAUGUGCCAUCUCACUCUCGUCCUGACAGGCUGACAGCGGAACCCCAGCCUCACCAAUCCGUCGCUGGCAGCACAUGGACAUUUUUUUUUCCUCCUUUUCUUUUCUCAUGCUCCCGUCCACCGCGUGCUUGUGCGAGUGGCUACCGUCAUGCAGCCAGCC
Periconia digitata is the source of this 523-nucleotide messenger RNA. The record is from the annotation of a GenBank genome assembly. NCBI's taxonomy places the organism in Eukaryota, Fungi, Ascomycota, Dothideomycetes, Pleosporales, Periconiaceae.